UCAGAAAACAGAAGUGCACGAACACCUCCCUCUCUCAUAUUGAUAAGAGAUGUGUUCCUCUGAUUCUCUACCUGUCUUGAAGUGUGUUUGAGUGGCGCUGCUGGAUGGGACCAUGGGGCACUCUGUGCUCGGUGUGCUGUCGUUAUUCUUUUUUCUAGUGCUGACUUGUCACAGCACAGUCUGAUCGACCAGAAGAGGAACCAGACGUUGUUCCUCUCGCCACAGAGAUGGUUGGUGGUCGCCUUCGUUGCCUGAGCUGCUGCUUCACACACAGCGAGCUGCUUUUUCACAUGCUGCUUCUCGGGGUUUGCUUACAUGAUGUGGGGGCUUCCGGCUGUGAUCGCACCGUCCAUAAACAAGUUGGAGACACCGUGGAGUUUUCAUCAUGCUUGUCAACUGUUAAUGUCACCGUCACAGAAUGGAAAUUUAAUAAUUUGGUAGUUGCAGACAUGAGUCUACAUGUACCGGAAGAUCGUAGGUUUGAAGGCAGAGUAAAGAUGAACCUCAGAAACUUUAGUUUAACAGUGACGAAUCUGACUCUUCAAGAUUCUGGUGACUUCCAUUUUGUCUCAGAGGCAAAUAAUAAGCAAAGGACCACAGUCAUCAUCUGUCUACAAGUUCACGAGCCCUUGACUCCGCCCGACCUCAGCUUCAACUCCACCUUUCAUCCUUCAAACGAAUCCUGCUCAGUUUCGCUGGAGUGCGUUUCGACCCUCGACAGCAACGUGAACUACAGCUGGAGCGUGAGGAACCAGACCCUGGUCGGCCCCAGGCUGUGGUACACCAUCAGGCGGCAGGACGGAAAAACCAAGUUCACCUGCACCAUCUUCAACAGUGAGAGAUCUACAUCUAAAACAGUGACGUGUGACAACAGCAGCUCUAACUCAUACGAGGAGAAACAAAAGCUCAUCUUCUUCGCGGGGUUGGCGGCAGGAAGUGUUUUGAUUGUUGGCCUCGUGGCAGUUAUCGGUGUCUGUCACUGCAAACAGAGACCAGCUGAUCUGUGUUGUGACAGGCUCAGCCAGUCUCUGAGAACCAAUCAGAGCUCAGACCCACCUGUCCACCCCGAUGAAAACCAACUGCAAGUGUACUCGUCUCUUCUCCACGGUGACAACUGCAUCUAUGAAUCAAUCAGAGGAGACACGGAGGAAGGAACCCGAGGUGAUCCAGAGGAGAGGUCUGACUACGUUAAUGAAAAUCCACAUUCAGCUUCAGGUACAAAUAUUAACAACUGGCUGUUCAGCUUCUGGCUCAUGUGCAUUUGAAAUAAACCUCAACUGAAACUCCAUCAUAUCAUUAUUAAAUAGUUCUUGUACGAUAAGUAUGCAGUUCAGUUGGUGUCUCAAAUUUCAAAUCCUUUGUGUAAAACUAUGAACGGCCUUGAUCAUGUUGUAGGGUUGAAGUAUCAAGUGUGUAUUUCAGAAAUUUGCAGUUAUUGUCACUUUGUUUCAGGACCACUAUGAAUGGUGCAUCCUCCAGAAAACAAGAACAUGAAAACCAACAUUCAUCCUCAAACACCUUCACAUAUUAGACUCACCAGUUUUGUAACAGCUCAUUGGAAAGAACGACAUGAUCUGGAUUGAAUUUCAGUAUCAAUGAAGAAAGAAAUGCUGUGAUAUUUGCUUUUGUGUUUACGUUCAAUAUUUCAAUUGGCUGAUAUGGGCCUUUUAAGAUAUGCACCGAUAUGAAAAGGUUUAUUUUACAGGAUAAACAAUGUGCAUUAUGAUUAUAUUUUACAUUGAACAUUUGUUUGUCUUAAUUCAAGUUCUAUAUAUUCUGUCGUAUUUGUGUUUUCUUUCAAUUUAUCUUUAUUUCUUUAAAAAAUAUUGUUAUACUUAAGCUUUAUUGCCAAUUUUAUAUAUAAGUGAUAGUUUUUUACUCCUUGAUAUCGGUAUCGGCAUUGGCCCCUAAAAAAAGCUUAUUCUGUAUAUUUUUGCCGCAGUCAUGCAACAAAGGUUUGAAUGCAACCUGUGAUGUUUUCCAUUCGUACGUAUAUAUAUGUCUUUGUUAUUAUUCACCAAUGACUCAAUGGAGGACGAUGUGAGGAAGGACCUCGUCUGGCUGUGUGUUAUGUUCCAUAUACAGUCUGUGGUUAUGUGUGAUUAUUUCCAUGGCUCGUAAUUCUCUGUUUGAUGAAAACACUCGUCUGCAGACAGUUUGGCUUUUUGUUUUGAAAUGUGAUGAACUGUAACAGAUUAUAAUUCAAAUACAUAAUUGAAUGUGUUCUUUCUUUAAUCUUUAUUAAACUGUGAAAUCCCA
Hippoglossus stenolepis (Pacific halibut) is the source of this 2259-nucleotide messenger RNA. Its product is annotated as SLAM family member 9. The transcript has 9 exons. The record is from RefSeq and is a predicted model, not a curated record. The coding region runs from base 228 to 1265 and encodes 345 amino acids. NCBI's taxonomy places the organism in Eukaryota, Metazoa, Chordata, Actinopteri, Pleuronectiformes, Pleuronectidae.